GGCGCCUCCGGGUGGCGGCUGCGCGGAGCCUACUGCGUUGGCCGUGGGUGUCGUAGAUAUUCCUGCUCCUCGCUUGCCCAAGCAGAUCUCUCUUUCUCUUUUUCUGCCACUCCAGCAAGCGUCAAACCCUCUGAAAAAAAUGCCUCCGCAUCUCGCUCCUGUGGAAGUUGGCGGCUUCAGUGGAGUCUCCUACUGCAGGCCUGCUCCUUCCAGAACCUCAAGUAAAAGAAAGAAGUGCUCCACAGAUGAAGAAAUUGUCACGGUAACUACUGGUUUUUUUAACCACUUAACCUAUUUUCUGGCUGCUGGUGCUGUUACUUUGGGAAUUGGUUUCUUUGCUUUGGCAUCAGCUCUGUGGUUCCUGAUUUGCAGACGAAGAGAAAUAUUUCAGAAUUCCAAUUAUAAAGUAACUAAUGGGAGAUGCAGGCCAGGACCAUCAAAGGCAAAGAUUAAAUCUCAUUCUCCGUGUGUUUUUAUUUCUCGAAAUUUUCAUACUGGAAGAUUCCAGUUACAGGAGGAGCAAAGGAAAAAGGAAACAGCACAUGUGAAAGCAAUUAAAGAUCACUCUAAAGAUGAAUUCUGCCUUGCAACAAAAAAGGUCAUUUGUGACCCCUCAGAGACUAGCUUGGCAACAAAUCCCAGCAGUGUUACCUUAAGCUUAUCAACGUUACCAUCUGAUUCUUAUUACAGCCAAAGUGUAGAAGUAGCUGAUGACUGGUUUUCUGAUGAUUCUCUAGCGAAAAAGAACUCUCCAAUGCCUUUUCUCGGGGAGCCUCUAAUGGAAAAAGUAUUUUUGUACCUGUCAACCAUUCCAUUAGAAGAAUGUACUGAAAAUGUACUAAAUAUGACCCUGUAUGAUGAUCAGAAAGAUGACAACAUUAAGGAAAUAUUUACACCAAGAAAUACAGAGGUUGAAAUACAAAACCUUCAACAUAAUAUUGAAUGACUUUUUUCUUUUGAAACUUUGUAUACACUGAAAUCAUGUACAGUUAAAACUGAAAUACCAGCUUCUGAGUCUCUUAACAUG
Messenger RNA from Vicugna pacos (alpaca), 1027 nucleotides. RefSeq names its product chromosome 13 C1orf185 homolog (gene C13H1orf185). The record is from RefSeq and is a predicted model, not a curated record. NCBI's taxonomy places the organism in Eukaryota, Metazoa, Chordata, Mammalia, Artiodactyla, Camelidae.